AUGUUGCGCUGCUCUAGGGAAGGCGGUUCGGGGCCAGAGGAUGCCUUUCUCUUCCUGCUGACGAACUUCAAUGAGAGUGCUCGUCUCUGGGUACGACUGCAGCAACAGAGCAGCAUUCGAGAUCGUGUCAAGAGGGAGAAGGAGAGGCAAGAUCUUCGAGUUCUUGUUGGCUCCGCGCUUGUUCGGAUGGCACAGCUCGAGGGAAUGACUGUUGAAUUCUACAGGACGCAGGCGCUGCCUGCGAUUCUCCAGCAAAUCAUGGCGUGCAAGGAUACCCUGGCUCAGCAGUACUUGCUGGACUGCGUGGUUCAGGUAUUCUCCGACGAGUGCCAUCUUCAGACUUUAGAUCUGCUGCUAAGUCAAACCGCAAAUGUACAAAGAGGAGUGGCGCUAAAGCCGGUGUUGGUAAAUCUGCUAAAUCGUAUUACGAGCUUCUUGCAAGGCGAUCCCGAGGCGCUGCCCAAAGACAUCUCCGUGUUUGAUAUAUUUCGUAACUUCCUCGAGUCGCAGGUGGACGCCGCUAUCCUCGCGUAUUCCGGGGGCAGCAGCGGCACACCCGCAGAGCCUCCCUCUGGAGGCUGCAUGGAUUUGUCGAGUUUGUUAGCCAUGCAAGUGGCAUUUCUCAACUUUUGUCUGGCCCUCUUUCCUUCCCGAGUGGACUACGUCGCCCAAAUUCUAGACAGCGCCCACAGGCUGCUCUCCAUGACUUGCCAGCGCGCGUCGGCUGCAGUGACUGCGGCAAGUGUCGCCGCCGGUGGGAGUGGCGGGAGAUCGCCCCCAAGUUUGGCGAAGCUGCGUGGCUCUGGUAUUGCGGAGCUGAGCGCCUCCACGGUGGAAGGGAGCUACAUGGCCUCUGCUGCGGCAGUGACUGAUCCCAGCGCCGUGCACUUGAAGCCGCUGCCGGAGGCUGGCAUGGAUGCCCUCAUGGAUCUUCUUGCUGCUCCACUCCGCGUUCUGUCGCUCCAAGUGCUGAGCAUUGAGAGCUACUCCCCCCUUUUGGACUUUUUGGAUGUCUCCACGCGGCAUCAAGUGGCGAGCACCAUGGUGUCGGCUGUAGUGACGGCUGGCAUGCCCCUGUCUUCUGCGGAGUCUCUGGGACGGUUUUUGACCUUAGUGUCUCCGCUGCUUCGAGAUGAGGUGCUCAAUGGAAAGCGGCUGGAAGAGGAAACUGGGGAGCCAGAGGAAACGGAGGCAGCGAAGCGACAGCUGCAGCAAAUGGCGAUGCUCGUGCACCUCGCGCGCGCUCCCGACACGGACGAUUACUUUAAUCUGCUUCUUGUUGCGAAGAGCAAGUUUUCCGAAGGGGGGCCUUCGAAGUUGCGCGUGCUGUUGCCUCCGCUGGUUGUUUCCGCAUGCCGCCUGCUGCCCUCUGUCUUGGAGAGGCAGCAACAAGCGGAGCAGAGGAUUGAGGACGUGACGAUGCCAGCCCAUGGAGGCAAGAAGAUUUGCCAGUUUCUUCACGCGACGUGUCUGGAACUAGUGCAAAUCAGCGCUGAGAUGGCCUUUCGCAUGUGGCUCAUGGCUGCAAUGGCGGCAGACAACGCAUGCGAAAUGGUGGGAGGCUACGAGGCGAUUUGCCACGAGUUUUUGAGUCAAGCCCUCGUCUGCUUCGAGGAGGAGAUCACCGAGAGCAAGCGGCAAUUCGCUGCCUUGACGGAAAUGGUGGGCUGUCUGUCUGGCUUUGUUAGACGCUUGGACCGAGAAAACUACGACUCCAUCGCCUCAAAGCUGACUCAACACGGUGCCAAGCUGUUGAAAAAGCCCGAUCAGUGCAGAGCAGUCCUCUCGUGCUCGCACUUGUACUGGAACGCCCCCGAGUACAGAGACAGCCGGCGGGUGCUCGAGUGUCUUCAGAAGUGCCUCAAGAUCGCCGACAUAUGUGUGCAAGCCAGCACCUCCCACGUCUCCCUGUUCAUCGAGAUUCUUGACAAAUAUGUUUACUACUUCGACCAAAACAACCCAGAGGUUACCGUGGAAUUCAUUCAGAACCUUGUUGCGCUUUGCGCGGAGCACUGCAGGUUUGCAGAAUUGGACAAGGAAGAUGAUGUGAUGAAGAACUUUCGCAACACUCUGCAGCACCUGAAGAGAAAGAAACAGGCGGAGGGCGGGUCUAAGUAUCGCGGUUUGGACCUGUCCAUCGAUAUUUAA
Cyclospora cayetanensis is the source of this 2148-nucleotide messenger RNA. Its product is annotated as vacuolar protein sorting-associated protein 35. Lineage: Eukaryota; Apicomplexa; Conoidasida; Eucoccidiorida; Eimeriidae. Bases 1 to 2148 code for a protein of 715 amino acids. Gene Ontology annotation, biological process: retrograde transport, endosome to Golgi; intracellular protein transport. The transcript is spliced from 13 exons. Gene Ontology annotation, cellular component: retromer complex; retromer, cargo-selective complex; late endosome. The record is from RefSeq and is a predicted model, not a curated record.